CUAGGCCGUGGCGCUGAUUCUCCUCAGCGCGUGUGCUGGCCUCCCAUCCUGUCAUGGAGGCAGUCUUGACUGAGGAGCUUGAUGAAGAGGAACAGCUGGUGAGACGGCAUCGCAAAGAGAAGAAGGAGCUGCAAGGCUUCUUCAGGGUUGCCAGUGACCUGCAUCUCCAAGCCCCCUCAAUCCCCUCGACCUUCAAAAGCUUCCUCUUUUCGGAUGCGCCGCGUUCCCCCAUCCUGCGAGGCCCCCGCGGUGCGGUUUUUGAAAACCCUUGGAAGCCGCCGCCUUGGACCCAGGCCCGCCUUUGCUGUUCCUAGUUGACCGACACUUGGCCCUAAUGGCCAAAAUACAGAGUAUGAAGAAUGCUGUUCCCAGGAAUGACAAAAAGAGGAGGAAGCAACUUACAGAAGAUGUUGCUAAGUUAGAAGCAGAAAUGGAACAGAAACAUAGAGAGGAGCUGGAUCAGUUGAAGCUGACUUCUAAAGAGAGUAAAAUUGAUUCUGUUGCUGUUAAUAUUUCAAACUUGGUUCUUGAGAAUCAGCCACUUCGGAUAUCAAAAGCACAAAAGAGACGGGACAAAAAGGCUGCGUUGGAAAAGGAGCGAGAAGAAAGGAUAGCCGAAGCUGAAAUUGAAAACUUAACCGGAGCUAGACAUGUAGAAAGUGAAAAACUUGCUCAAAUAUUGGCAGCCAGACAGUUGGAAAUUAAACAGAUUCCAUCUGAUGGCCACUGUAUGUAUAGAGCCAUUGAAGAUCAGCUGAAAGAGCAGAACGGCGUUCUGACCGUGGCUGCCUUAAGAAGUCAAACUGCUAACUAUAUGCAGAGUCAUGUGGAAGACUUUCUGCCAUUUUUAACAAAUCCUAAUACCGGAGAAAUGUAUACUCCAGAAGAGUUUGGAAAGUACUGUGAUGAUAUUGUAAACACAGCUGCGUGGGGGGGUCAACUUGAGCUAAGAGCCCUGUCUCACAUUUUACGAACACCGAUAGAGAUAAUACAGGCAGAUUCUCCUCCUAUAGUAGUUGGUGAAGAAUAUCCAGAAGAUCCAUUAAUACUUGUUUACAUGAGACACGCGUACGGCUUGGGAGAACACUACAGCUCCGUCACGCGGCUGGUGAGCGCAGCCACUGGGGCUGCAGCUGGCCUGUGAAACGUGGCCCUGUGUCGGCGCGCCGGUCCGAGAGCUAAUGCCGAGCACUGGGUGAUUCUCAGUGUUUCUGAAGAACACAACUACCGUAAAUCAGUUUUAUGGCAAAGCUACUGAUAGGUUUUAAAAAAUGUGUCCGAGAGAAACUUGAACCAGUGUCCCCUUAAUGGUGUUUUAAAAACACUUGUAAGUUCUUUGUGGAGAAUAUCAUUUAUAGACCAAGAUGGUACCCUGAUUGUUGAUAUUUUUAUUAAAUAUAAGAUUCUGAACAUUCUAUUCUGUGUUGAAGUUGUUAAAAAAAUUUUUUUUUCUCCUUAUUACUGAAAGCUUUCAGUAACCAUAUCAAUGUAAUUUUUCGUGAAGAAGUGAAAUGAAUCAGUCUCUUUGACAUUGCAAUAAUGUGAUGGUGAUAGCAAAUUUAAUUAAUGUUUAUAAAUAAUUUGAUUGCAGUAACAUUGCUGUUGAUGGGAUUAAUGUUGUGACGUUUUUUAAAAUUUAUUUUUAAUUAGGGGAUAAUUGCUUUACAACCUUGUGUUGGUUUCUGCCAUAUAACAACAUGAAUCAGCCCUGAGUAUACAUAUAUCCCUUCCCUCUGGAACCUCCCUCCCAUCCCUCCCUACCCCACCCCUUUAGGUUGAUGCUGUGACAUUUUUGUAACCCCAUCAAAGUGCAGCUAAGAAGGUUGCUUUAAUAAAAAUAAGUCUUUUAUUUGUAUAUAACUUUAAAAGAUGCAGCAUAUUAUUGCUUUUCUAAUUCAUUGCUUAUUCCUUGUUAUUUCUCAACUUCAGAAUGGUUAUUACAUCAUUUCUUGAUUAUCUUAACUAUAAAUUUGUAUAUUCUUUGUUGUAAUUUCUCUACCACUACUCAGCUGCUUUGCUUUCCUUGUUCCCUUUUCCACUGAGAAAUAGUUAUUAGCUUCUGUUAUUCUUUAACUUGUGCAAAUUGAAGGAGUAGCAAUGUAAGAGGGUCCAAGGCCAAAUUUACUUCAAAUUCUUCUUUUCCAGUUUGUCUUAUAAGGUUUCUCUUUUUGCUUCAUUCUCUAGGAUUAGGGAAAGUCUGGUUUUUUUUUAUUCCGUCCCUUUUUUUUUUUUCAUUUAUUUUUAUUAGUUGGAGGCUGAUUACAGGGAACGUCUUUGUUACUUAUUAUUUUAUUAGCCUUAUUAAUUUCACCUUUCCUCAAAUAUUUGAAAAUAUUUGUUUCAAAUAUCUGGGAAUUUUUAUGUUAUAUAUAUAUGGAUAAUGCUGAAAGCCACUGUUGAGUCAAGACUGUAUAAUAAAAUCAGUACAGUACUUUUCAGUUGAAUGAUUUGUCAAAUCAGAUUUUAGGUUAUUUAUAAAAUUAUUUUAAGAAGAUAGUACACCCAUAUGUACAAAUGUGUGUGAUAAUUUGUUAUGUAAGGGAUUUUAUGAUAAUGAGAACUUUUUGGUUUGAUCUGUUUUUCUCAGAUAAGUAGUAACAUUUUACAUCAAGUGUAUAUAAAGUUUGAAUUUUUUCUCCAUAAAUGCAACUAAUUUUUCUAAGUAAAUACUGGGUUUUAUGAGCUUCCCCAGUGGCUCAGUGGUAAAGAAUCCACUUGCAAUGCAGGAGAUAUGGAGACCUGUGUUUGAUCCCUGGGUCAGAAGAUCCCCUGUAAUGGGAAAUGGCAACCCACUCCAGUAAUCUUGCCUGGAAAAUUCCAUGGACAGAGGAGCCUGGUGGGCUGUAUAGUCUGUGGUGUCACAGAGCUGGACACGACUGAAUAACUAAAGAACAACAACCGGGUUUUAUAACAUAAAAAACAGGGUAUCAGUAUUAUGUAUUCAGCAGGCGACAGUGUGGGGAACUAUUGAGCAGAUAAGUAGUGCAUGAAGGUAUUAACACUUGCAGAUUAAGAACCAUUCUGCCUGCUAAUCAAAAUAUAUUCUGAAGGCCGCUUGUUUUGUAAUGCUGGAUCUGGAUUUUUUUUUUGCAAGGGGGAUGUGGUGGGUAAUCUGUUACUUUAAAAUUAAAAGAGAAGCAUUAAGCAAUAAAAUAAGAUGCAGUGAGAUCUAGUUAUUGUAAAUUCCCACUAUAUUUAAAGUAUUGUAAAAUAACUUAUUGGCUAUUUUUUUCUAGCAGAGUAAAUAGAAUUCUCUUGAUUAUAGGUAUAUUUUUUAUUUUUAAAUGGCCAAUAUGGUUAUGGACAAGAUUUGUAUGUUUCAGCUUCUGUUCUUUCAUAAAACUUGAGAUAAAAAUUAUUUUAGCUGUAAUCUAAAGUCUGAAAAAUGGCACGUGUUAAGUUAAAAGCAGCAUAUACAAGUUUAGUUUGCUGUAUGAUGCUGAUCUCUUAGGGAAAUCUGAUAAGCUUUCUUUUGUCCUGACUUAGAAAAGUAUAUGUCAGAGUUCUGGAAUAUGUCUAAUUUACUUCAGUGAAUUUUAUCUGCUUAAGUAUGUUUAUAACAUAUAGAGCAAAUAAGGAUGUGUAACUAUAGUGAACAGUACAGUUUUGUUCAUAUUAUCUAAUGUUUGCUAAAAGAAAAAAUAAAAGAUGAAUUAAAUCAG
Molecule: messenger RNA, 3662 nt
Organism: Cervus elaphus (red deer)
Lineage: Eukaryota; Metazoa; Chordata; Mammalia; Artiodactyla; Cervidae
Gene: OTUD6B
Product: OTU deubiquitinase 6B
Exons: 8
Coding region: 335-1144 (269 amino acids)
Biological process (GO): protein deubiquitination
Molecular function (GO): cysteine-type deubiquitinase activity
Source: RefSeq, a predicted model, not a curated record